AUGAAGAAGGCAAGUCAUCGAGGCUUUUGUUCAUUAUGUCGCAAAGAAAGAGACACGUUCACUUGUCGCGGGUGUCGAAAAGAAUUCUGCUUGUCACAUCUUCAAGAGCAUCGACAAACGUUGAACGAACAGUUAGAAAAACUCACGGAUAAUCAUAGUUCAUUGCGACAAAUACUCAUAGAACUUCAACUACCUGCUGCGCGAAACUCACCAGUGAUCAAACAAGUCGAUCAAUGGGAAGAGAAAUGCUUGGAAAUCAUCCGGAAAGCAGCUGAAGAAUGUCGACAGGAUGUAUUGAAACGAUCUAAGGAGAUCGUGGGGGAACUCGAUCCGGUAGUCGUCGAACUCAGUGGAAAACUGAAACAGAUCCGUGACGAACAUGAUUUUAACGAAGUCGAUCUGGAACAAUUGACCAAACAAGUAACACAAAUGCAUGAGUACCUCAAUCAAGCACCGAACCAUUUAAUUCAUAAACAUGCGCAGACGGUGAUUAGUAAAAUUCAAGCCGCUUCCGUCAUUCGCCAAGAAAAAAAAGAAUCAAAACGUCGCACAUGGAAAGAAGAAGGUACCAUCGUCGCAGGAGGCAACCAGCAAGGUGAUCUGGAAGACCAGCUCUCCGGUCCUGAAGGUAUUUACGUCGAUGACGAUAAAAAUAUCUACAUCGCCGAUCUUCACAAUCAUCGUAUUGUACGAUGGGACUGCGGGGCGGACAGUGCAACUGUCGUUGCUGGCGGUAAUGGACAAGGAUACGCAGCGGAUCAAUUGAAUUGUCCUACAGAUGUGGUGAUGGAUAAGGAAACUCGGUCACUUAUCAUUGCUGAUGCCGGAAACCGACGAGUGAUACGAUGGAACGGUGAAGAUUCCACCGAUCCCGAAAUUCUCAUAGACAAUAUUGAUUGCUGGGGUUUAGCAAUGGAUAACGAAGGAUUUCUAUAUGUUUCGGAUCGAGAAAAUCACGAAGUGAGACGAGGGAAACCUGGAGACGCGGAAGGUACACUGGUGGCUGGUGGAAAUGGUCAAGGAUCGCGCCAAGUGCAACUCAAUUGUCCCACUUAUCUGUUUGUCGAUGCUCAACAAUCGGUGUAUGUCACAGAUCGAGACAAUCAUCGCGUUAUGAAAUGGAGAAAGGGUGCAAGCGAAGGUCUGUCUGUUGCAGGUGGCAAUGGCAAAGGCAACAAACUCAAUCAAUUGGCUUUUCCUGCCGGAGUAUUCGUUGAUCAAGCGGGACAAGUCUAUGUGGCCGAUGCGGGCAAUGGUCGAAUCAUUCUUGGACAUGAAGGCGAAAGAAGCGGUGAAAUCAUCAUCGGUGGUAAUCAAGAAGGACAGGAAUCACAUCAACUGUUCGGUCCUAAAGGUUUAACAUGUGAUACGGACGGCAAUCUCUAUGUAGCUGAUAGUUGGAAUGCUCGAGUACAAAGGUUCGAUUUGGUUAUGUCUUCGAAAGUUUUUCUAUUGAGUUGA
Messenger RNA from Adineta ricciae, 1461 nucleotides. NCBI's taxonomy places the organism in Eukaryota, Metazoa, Rotifera, Eurotatoria, Adinetida, Adinetidae. The record is from the annotation of a GenBank genome assembly.